UUGAAAUUGGAACGAUGUGACGGAAAAAUUGGAAGUUUAUGCAUGUAGAAAAGUUUCGAUGCGAUAGAAACUUUGGAAGUUUGACGAAGUCCGUGUGCGUCACCGACAUAUGGGUCCCUUCUAGCGGUGCAGAAAGUGAUAAGGUUCAACCAAAGUCGCAAGUCCGCAACGCGACUGUGCACACGAGGCCACUCCACUCCUCUCCUUUGCGCUCGCUCUGCUCUGCCAUGGCGGAGGCGCUCGUCGCCGUCCUCCGGCUCGCGGCGUCCGCCGCCGCCACCGCACGCCCUCAAAGCCGCAGCGGCCGCCACGGCUCCUGCGCGGCGCGCGUCCCCUGCCCCGGCCCGUCCCCGUUCCGCCGCGGCAGGCUCUGCGCGCGGGCCGCGGUGGCCGGCCCGCCGGAGGUGGACGACGACGACGCGAUGACCAUCGACAAUCUCCGCCGCUUCUUCGACGUCAACGUCGGCAAGUGGAAUGGAGCAUUCUACCAAUUCGAUGCGCACGGGAGGGUGCUGCAGGGGAUCAGCACGCGGCUGUCAGUGAGCACCUACGGGGAGGACGACCUCAUCAGCCUCCUGCAAUCGCUGUAUAUCAAGCAAGCUUCUUCUCAGAUAUCGUUUGUAGAUGAGGAGGAUUCUGAAGAGUGGGUGGAGUACAAAAUCAAAGAGACAAACAUGUUCACUGUAGAUAAAUACCAGCAGGUAGGAUUCUUUCAAGAGGAAAAGGCAUUUGCUCUGAGGUAUCAGACUGCUGGAAUGCUGGAGACUGUCCUUCGGGCUGGUGUGCUAGGAGAAGAUGAUACUGGUGAAGAAUCCCCCAAAAACUUGAAGAUCCCUUCUCGUAAGCCAUCUAUUGUAUGUGAGAAUUGCCUUUACUCUCGUGAAGGCAAUGGCCGAGUAAGGGCUUUCCACAUCAUGGACCCAAAGGGAGUGCUCGAUAUGCUUAUAAUUUUCCAUGAAAAGCAGGGAUCUGAAGUCCCACUUAUGUACUCUUCAGAUGAUGCAGAUAUCACCAACAGUGAUAGAAUAGCUCCACUACUGGGAAGAUGGGAAGGCCGUUCUGUGACUAAGAGGAGCGGGGUGUAUGGAGCAACACUUUCUGAAGCUGAUACGGUGGUUCUCCUUGAAAAGGACCGCAAUGGUCAGCUAAUUCUGGAUAACAUGUCAACAAAAUCUGGAUCUAGCACAACAACAACUGUUCACUGGACAGGAUCAGCAAAUAACAACUUGCUUCAGUUUGAUGGAGGAUAUGAAAUGACCUUGUUACCUGGAGGAAUGUACAUGGGAUAUCCGACAGACAUCGGUAAGAUUGUGAAUGACAUGGAUUCUUUUCAUUUGGAGUUCUGCUGGAUGGAAUCACCAGGAAAGAGGCAGCGGCUUGUGCGGACUUAUGACUCAGCUGGUUUGGCUGUUUCAUCAACUUACUUCUUUGAGACUAAAGUAUGAAGGACAACUUUUACUUCGAUAAUUCGUAGAUUUUCUCCAAUGAUCUCAUUGAAGUGUGCGUACUUAGUCUUGCGGCUUGUUACUCGGUAUGCGAUAGCAGAGUAUAUAUUUUUGGACAGCUUCAUCCUAUGCGAAUAGGAGAAACUUAUGAGAGCAGUGUUUUGCUCUUCAUUGGCUAAAAUUCUACUAGCAUGUCGCAUUCAUAUAUUUCCAAGUGGCUUUUUUUCCCUGGUGUGGCUGGGGUAGUUAAACCUUUAGGUUUGGAAUUUGUCUCCCCUUGUAAAUGCCGAUAUCAUCCUGGUCGAAUUUGGUUUUGUUGAA
Oryza sativa Japonica Group (Japanese rice) is the source of this 1766-nucleotide messenger RNA. RefSeq lists its product as uncharacterized. The record is from RefSeq and is a predicted model, not a curated record. Gene Ontology annotation, biological process: chloroplast fission. NCBI's taxonomy places the organism in Eukaryota, Viridiplantae, Streptophyta, Magnoliopsida, Poales, Poaceae.